AUGUGCAAGCGAAGCAGCCGCAAGGUUCAAGAAUUGUACGACCCGAUCAAGACUCAGCCUAUUAUCCAAGAGAAGAGCGAUGCCGAUACCGCUGCAAUGAAGACGCCUCCAAAAUCAUCUUCUAUCGCCGGUAAGCCCACGGGGCUGUGUCAGUACCCAGAGCGCUUCAAACAAGCUCAAGUACGCGGUCUAUGCUGCCGUCACGGUGGCUAUCGUACGUGCAAGAUUGAUAAUUGCAGCCUCAGAGCAAUCGCGCAGAGUCUGUGUCGCAGUCACGCAGUGAAGUGCCAGGUUGAUGGAAGUUUACUGCUGCAGGCUGUAAAGGAUUCUGUAGCAGACAUGCUCGAGAACAAGGCAUUAAAGCCAAGAGGUGCCACAAUUUCCAAAUGGAGCAUGGUUAUUGUCACGAUCAUCAAGCAGAAGACAAACGCGGCGUCAGCGAAUGCAGACUCAUCAAAAAACGAGCUAACGACGUUUUCAACCGAGUUAGCUGACCUGCGUUCGCAACUUUCCAGCAACACGUCCACAGCUUAACCAAGCAGAUUUGGUCUAAAGCGCACAGGACACAAGACCUGUUGUGUCAAAUGGUACAGGGAGUGGGUCAUGGGAAAUGGAUACUGCCACGUUCACCAAGGUAUUCACGCGGUUCGAGGCGACAGUUUGGCUCCAAAAGACGAAGCCACCCCGCUAUCCUGAACUCGCUUGGCAGAUAGCAGUCCUGUAAGCAACAACGACUACGGAGACCGCAGUAGUGGCUUAACUUUUAACAAGUAGCAUCAUCACCAGUUUAAUACUAAAAGUGAGAAUAUCUUCAUCCUAAUAUUUUCUACUAGUACAGAGAUCACAGUCAUCACACC
Phytophthora nicotianae INRA-310 is the source of this 857-nucleotide messenger RNA. RefSeq lists its product as hypothetical. Bases 1 to 534 code for a protein of 177 amino acids. NCBI's taxonomy places the organism in Eukaryota, Oomycota, Peronosporomycetes, Peronosporales, Peronosporaceae. The transcript has a single exon. The record is from RefSeq and is a predicted model, not a curated record.